This is a messenger RNA of Ilex paraguariensis (yerba mate), 816 nucleotides long. NCBI's taxonomy places the organism in Eukaryota, Viridiplantae, Streptophyta, Magnoliopsida, Aquifoliales, Aquifoliaceae. The record is from the annotation of a GenBank genome assembly.
UCCUAUUUUUUUGAAAAAUUUCGUGUCGGCAUGUUCGUGUCGUGUCGUAUCCGUGUCCGUGCUUCUUAGACCAUAACAACUGUUUCGAUGUCCCGUAUCAUAAGUAUUUGGUAUUACCUGCUACAGUUGUAGACCGUUUAUUUAAGUGUUGAAGAUUAUCACUUAUGACGUACAAUUUAACUUAAUUGUUGUUCGUUGCUUGUUCCAUGUAAACAUGUAGUUUUACUGCCAUUUUAGCAUGUACCUUCACAUAAUGUACGUUAUCAAGUUGCCUCCUCUUUUAAUUUUGUUCUACUUGUGAUUUACUCAUAAGAGUUGGGUUUUAUUGUGUUUUUCUUAGUUAUGUUCUUAUGUAUUUAUUUACUUUUUUUCAAGGCCGGCAUGUACAUACAUGCAAGAGCAUCUGCUAAUGGUAAACGUGUUCAGGUGUGUGCUGUUCAUCUUCCUCCAGUAACAGGCAUGCAUUUCCUUAUGACUUGUGAGCAACCUAUGGUUGCUCUGUUGUCCACAAAAUUGUUAAGUUGUCAUGAUUGGUUGGCUGACUGUUCUCUUCAGUCCAAUAUUGGAGCCAAGAAUCAUGCAAUUGUCAUGACUGAUGCAAGAAUGGACGCUACUUUAAAUGCUCUGGUUGCGGCUGGAUUUGGUGCUGCAGGACAAAGGUGCACAGCAUUGAGCACAGUUGUUUUCGUUGGAGGCUCAAAAUCAUGGUAUUCUGCCAUCUCCCUCAUCUAUUUGGCAAGCUCUCAAGAUGGAGAAUUUGUUUCUUUUUUCCUUCAUUCUUUCUUUCUUUGUUUCCUUUAUUUCUUGGGCUGCUGA